Molecule: messenger RNA, 1227 nt
Organism: Paramuricea clavata
Lineage: Eukaryota; Metazoa; Cnidaria; Anthozoa; Malacalcyonacea; Plexauridae
Source: the annotation of a GenBank genome assembly
AUGGGACCGUGUUCGGGCAAUGGUAUGGUGGCCAGGGGUGUGAAGUCAGAUGUAGCAAAGUAUGUUGCCGGUUGCGAUGUCUGCCAACGCGUGAAACAUGGUUCAAAAGGCAAAGCACCCCUGGAGAAAACUGACAUUCCAAAACAACCGUUCCAGCGCAUUCAAAUCGAUUUCGUUGGUCCCGUUCAAGCGUCAGUCCCAGAAGGCUUCACAUAUGUCCUUGCCAUACAGGAUGUAUUAACACGUUAUGUUAAGUUGGUCGCAGCGUCAGAUAAUUCGGCAGAGACAGCAGUUCGGGUGUUAAUAGAUGAAUGGAUAACUCAGUUCGACAUCCCUGAAGUGAUUGGUAGCGACCAAGGACCCCACUUUACCGCGACCGUCUUUGAAGCUACGUGCAAGGAACUUGGCAUCGAACAUGCGCUAGGAAGUCCCGAGCAUCCGCAGUCACAAGCACAAGUUGAGCGACAAAACCAGCUCUUUGCUAACGUUAGAGCGGUAUGUAAUAGGAACCCCGCAAGUUGGCCAAGGGCGAUGCACGCAGUGACGUUUGCCCAUAACACUUCAGCAAACAGGACCACCGGGAUAUCACCGCACGAACUGGUUUUCAAACAACAAGCGAGACGACCGUAAGCAUUCUUCUUGCCGGAAGAUUCUGCCGGCUCAGAUGAAGAAUGGAGACCGGAAGACGUGAAACAGGGUGGAGUCGCAGCUCAGGCUCGAUCUGAUGCCAAGAAGUUGGAUGAUGUUUUUCAACUGGUGAAGCGCAAGAUUUCUGUGGAACAGGACAAACGGAAGAAGAGAACAAAAACGGCAAUGAAACGGCCAUUCGAGAUUGGGGAAGGAGUUCGAACUCGUCUCACAGCUACAGAACGGAACAAACUAGGCGGUAAGAAGCUGGCAGAUUUGAAGAGUAAACGAUUUAUAGUAUUAGAGCGCCACGGCAACACUUACAAGCUGCAAGAGGAAAAUAACCCGUCCGGACGUGUGAAACAAAGGCAUUUUAACGAGCUGGAGCCAGCCCCACCACAAGUCCUGUCGUGGGAAACUGAAGAGUCAGAUGACCAGGCAGACAACUAUGAGUCAAGUAGCGAUUCGGAAGGUGAACCACAACCACCAAGGCGCAGCACUAGAGGACGACAACCAACUAAACGUCUUCAGGUUGAUUGGCAUCAACAACAAUACGAACAGCGCGAAGCAAUGGAAAUAAACGAUGAACUGUUGGACUGA